Molecule: messenger RNA, 2647 nt
Organism: Esox lucius (northern pike)
Lineage: Eukaryota; Metazoa; Chordata; Actinopteri; Esociformes; Esocidae
Gene: pex16
Product: peroxisomal biogenesis factor 16
Exons: 11
Coding region: 113-1129 (338 amino acids)
Biological process (GO): peroxisome organization
Cellular component (GO): peroxisomal membrane
Source: RefSeq, a predicted model, not a curated record
GUGCUUUUCCUAACUUUUCUCGGCAAAUUCAGUUGAGGAAAUGUUGUAUUUUGUGUAGCUAGCACUAAGAUAUUAAAUAACUCUAGCUGGCUGGUAAUUUGUUGGCUGGUAAAUGUCUAAAAUGUACAUUGAGAAAUUGUCCCGAGUUUUAGAGCGGUAUCGGGAGUAUGUCACGAAGAACCCAGCCGCAACGGCACAGUUGGAGAGCACGGUUAGAACGCUGUCGUAUCUCAUUGCAGGACGGUUUACUGACUCCCAUGAAAUCUCCGAAUUGGUGUAUUCUGCCUCCAACCUACUGGUGCUGCUGAACGAUGGCAUUCUGCGCAAAGGGCUCUGUCGCACCCUUCCCGUGUCUCUCUCUCAGCAGAGGCUCCUCACCUGGCUGUCAGUGUUGGAGUACGUGGAGGUCUUCCUGGAGAUGGGGGCCGCCAAACUGGGGGGGGUGGCGGGUCGUUGGCUGGUGAUAGUACUCAUCCAGAUCACUAAAGCCAUCUUGCGCUUCCUCCUGCUCUUCUGGUACAAAUCUGGCAUGCAGAUGUCACCCCCAAUCACCCCGCUGGACAGGGAGGCACAGCUCGGCAACGAGGAUGAUCAUGAGCAGCACCAGGGUGACCCCUCCUUUGUGGGCCAGCGGUCGGGGAGGGUGAUGAGACCGUUGGGCAGUGCCCCCUCUCUGCACGCUCGUCUGUGGGAAGCCCCCAGUAGGAAAAGGAGGCCCGGCAUGUUGGAGGAUCUGGCCUCCAGCCCCACUGCCCUGGGCGUCCAGGAAACCAUAGCGGAGUCCAUGUACAUUGGGCGGCCACUGGUGCACUUGCUCUGUCUGGGAAUGUGUGGGAGAGGUUCCUGGAAACCAUGGCUCAUCUCAGGAGCCAUAGAAAUAACCAGUUUUGGCUUGAUGAGUGAUACUAAAUCUCUAAACCGACGGGAGAGGGCAGAGGUCAGGAGGAGAGCCUUCUUGCUUCUGUACUACCUUCUCCGCUCCCCUUUCUAUGACAGAUUCUCAGAAGCAAAGAUUCUGCUCUUGCUUCGAUUUCUGGCAGACUACGUUCCAGGCGUUGGGCUGGUUGCUCGGCCACUGAUGGAAUACCUACCCAUCUGGCAGAAGAUCUACUUCUAUAACUGGGGCUGAAGGCAGGAGCUGGAAGGUCAGAAGAUCUUCUCAUCCACCAGUCCAGCUGGAGAGAUUAAGACUAAAGAGGAAGACCUUCACUGACGCAUUACAGAGCCAGAGACACACAGGGACUCAAUAGGCUUUCCGACCCAAUGAAACCUGUGUUCGUUUGGUCUAUUUUACUGGGGAUGCUGACAUAAGCUCCAAUGCAGCCCUGUUUCAGAGGCCCGCACCCAUAGCCACUCGCAGAGCCUUGCCUUCUCAUUUCCAAUAUUAACCUUUUCUUUUCCAUGUCAUUUGGUUUGUUUCUUCGGUCAGACGGAUAGGCUCUGUAAUGAAUUGAUGCUGAUUAUGUGAAUUUUAAUCUUGGUGUUGUUGACCGUGUUAGAUGUCUUGAUCACUCGCCAGUCAGUAUUGCGAUCUUGGCGCGUUCCACGUCUCUCCCACCUCAUAAACGCCAGGCUUCAUCCAGUCUGUAGCAGGGAAGACCUGCACUGCAGCGAGAUGUCAGUGUUUGUGAACUGCAUUCACAGAAAAUUCUGCAGAAGUCUACAACCACAAUAGCUUUUACACAGGAAGUCCUGGGCGGUCGGACUCACGAAUGCUGCACUAGGCAGUUGAAGUUCAGCUCUGAAAAAUGUGAUUUAAUCGACCAAAAGACCAAUUAGUAGGGACUAAAGAAAAGUUCAGAAACGGCACAGGGAUGUGAAGUACCAAUGAGCAAUGCAUGUGACCCAGACGAACAUGAACCAGAGAGGAAAUGUAACAUUUGUUAAUGAAAUAUGGUAUGUUCUUAGAGAAAUUAUUGAUCUACUUCGUUAUAUUGGUAAUUAUUUGGGGGUGACAAUUGGAAAUCCAGACAAUGGUAAUUUCAGCCUUAUUUGAUUCCAAUUAGCUUUUUUUUUUUUGCCAGACUACCUGAAGUAAUCUGGAAAUGUAUCAGGUUCAUGUGUUUUUACAGUGUGGAAAAAGCCAGGCAGCUGGAAUAAUUCAAACCUGCCAUAGCAUUGUUUACACAGUGACUGCCUUUGAUGCCAUGUAUCCCGACAGUAGUUCCAAUUCUGAAUAGUGAAAGCAGUAAAAACCCUGGUUAUUCUUGUUGUUUGUUCCCAGUCAGUUCAUUUGACCACAGGAAAAUCUGCUGCUGGGUAAACAGCAAUUCAGGUUCAACUUAAUUGUCUAAUGUCGAUAAGAGAAACAAAUGUUGUGGCCUUUUCACUAAUUGUUUGUGAGUGGAAAAGAAUAAUGUAUUUGGCAGUUUUUCAAUGUUUGUUCCUUUUAUUCUGACACAGUUCCAUCAUCAGCUGAACUACAAUGACAAACUGUCCCCAUCCUGAUCAGUUACUUUAGGCAGGAUUUUUUUGCCAGUAGAACUUGUAAAUAUUACCUCGCCUUCAUGUAAACUUCUACCUGGUGUUGUUAAGCACAUUCAUCAUCAAUUAACUUGAGUACACAGUGAAGGAUUUCAGUCUUUAUUGACACAAAUCUAAUAUGUCUCUUUUUGUUGCCUACAAUACAUUAACUGUAUUAUGUUUC